UUCCCCUACACCAGACCAAAGACGUGAUGUUUCCCGUGCAAUCAUCACUAAAUAUCCCUUUCUUGCAGAUGCUGGUGGUGGCUAUGUAAGUAUUUUAUUUUGUAUCUCAAUUCUGUAACUUACAUUUGAUAUUACAUGUGAACGUAUGUUUUUAUUUUAAAGCAAGUUUCAAGAGCAUAUUUUUAUUUUAAAACUAGUAUUCUUUGAUUAGUUGUUCUCAUAUAUAACUUGAAAUAGUGGCCUGCCAAUGGUGAAAGGCAGGCCAUAGUGCAUUUCAUAAAUGGCCAGCAGAAGAACAUUGACUUGUCAAGUCAAAAGUAAAUUGGCAGGCACAAUUUAAUGUACAUUUUGUUUACCCCAUACUAUAGUCCUGAUUUUUUAGUGUUAAUUACAAGAGUGACACUAUUUGCAAUACAAAUGACAGGUUAUAUAUUUUUAUAUUUUGAUCCCUGAUCAUAUACUCGUCAGGGGGAGAGUGCUGCCACUCAAUGGGUUAACCCAUUAACUCAAAUGCGCCCUACUUUGCGCCCAAAUGCGCCCUACUUUUAGUGUUUACUCUGUCUAACGCCAGAUGAUUUUACUCGUCAGUGGUAGAGUACUGCAAGUUAAUGGGUUAAGUGGCAUUGUGCCCUGAUUUGCCCUACUUCAUCAUUUUACUUUGUUUAAUGCCGGACAAGUUUACUCGUCAAGGAGAGAGAAUCUGUCACUCAAUGGGUUAAUAAAUGUUACUUUACAGUGUGUACUAUUUUUGCAAUGCACCUUUUCACAUUUUGGCAGUUCACACUCUUUCAAUAUGUGGCCACUGAUUAAUAUUACCCAAUAGAAGUUUAUAAAUUACUUGGCAGCCCCUUUAGUGAUGCAGCAGUACACCUCUUCUGUAAAAUCACCUUAUGUGCUUUUAAUGUGUAAGCCAUGAUUCAAUUUUUAAAUUAAGUAUUUAUGUAUUAUUUUAUUAAAUUAUACUGUAUGAUCUCUUUUUAGGAAAUUUGGUAUAGAUAUCUUGGAGACAAGAUUAAAAAUGAGCUAAGAAACGAAAAGAGUGAUCCUGUUGUCCUUGCAAGGAAACGAAAAAAUGCUGAUGGGCAUAAGAACUCCACAAAAGUGAGGACUGUUGUCCGGAGAGGCAUUGUCAACUGGGCACCACCUACAAUUGAUGGAGAAGAUGAAGCUUCAUGCAGAGCCCAUAUUGUGUGGAUGCAGAAAGAAAGAAAGAAAAGACAGCACAACCAAGACCUUGUAGGCAAGAAAAUGGAAUUGACCUGUUCCUUCAGGCGAUAGAUGAUCAAUGGACAAAAACAUUUACUGAAGGACAUUCGAGAAAAGUAUCCUUUCUUUUUUGAGAAAAACCAGGUAAGUAUUUAUGACAUAAUCGUCUAAAAAGUGUAUUGUCAAAACGCAGCUGAAACAGGGUAUUAAUUAGUGCAGAUAAAUUGAUUGGCAAAUUUUCUUAUUGAUAAUUUCUGUAAAGAACAUUUAAUACGAGGCCUGCACGCAGGCGACGAUCUGAACCUAAACUCGGGCUAGUCACGUGACUGAGCACAUUGUUUUUGUGAACGAACACUUUAGAUAUGUUUGUAAGUUUGUAUAUUUGUAAGUGUGUUUGUUGAAGAAAUAUAUGGAUUAUGUAAACAGAGUUUCGGCUAUAAUUCAUUACAUGGCGCCCAACGUGGGCCAAGCGAAAAUUUGAGCGAUAUUAUGGCUGAAACGAAGGAUAAACUCGAUUGAUUGAGGGCGAAACGAGGCAGUUAUCGUGAGGAAACCGAGGAAAUAAUUCAUGCGGAUGAAAUUGAUUACAAUAGAUGCGAGGUUAUUCGCUCUUUACUGGAAGAAAAAUCGAAAAUAUUAAUGGAUAUAGACGAGGAAAUAUUGGGAAUAUGCGAAAUUGCGAGUAUUGAAUACGAGAUCGAAGAAUCAGCAGACGUUAUGGGACGAAUACUCAGUGCAAAACGUAAACUUGAUAAGGUGAAACUCGAAGCGAAGAAAACAGGAAAUACAAAGGCCUCAACGGUGACAAUUCAACACAAAAAUGGAAAUAAUAUUGCGACGACAAGCAGCAAAAAUUCGAGCGAAGUUACGAUCCACAUGAGCGAUGGGGUGGAAUUAUUAAUGCGAGCAAUGGUCCACCGGAAGUUGGUAGUAUGGGGGAACAUGGGGCAACAGCAUCGAAUCAAAUUUUGGUAUCUUCUUUAAAACCUAAGUUGCCAAAACUCACAUUGCCCAAAUUUAAGGGUCAAGUGACCAAAUGGGGUCCUUUUUGGGACUCAUAUAAUUCGGCUAUACACAAUAACAGUGUAAUUUCGAAGAUCAACAAAUUCAAUUAUCUCAUUUCCUUACUUGAAGGUGCAGCCCUACAUGCAAUCCAAGGUUUAACAUUGACUACAGCAAACUAUGAUGCAGCAAUCGAAAUUCUAAAGGACCGUUUUGGGAGACCCCAACAAAUAAUCACAGCCCAUAUGGAUGAGAUCCUGAAAAUAGCAGCAUGCACCAGUGAACGAUUGGCUUCACUACGCUUUGUAUAUGACAGUCUUAGUAUUCAUGUACGGGCUCUACAGUCCCUUGGCAUAUCAUCAGAUCAGCAUGGCAGUCUUUUGAUACCCAUCAUAAUGGCAAAAUUACAGAAUGAUAUUCGACUUGAAAUAACAAGAAAGUCUGCCAGUGGUGUGUGGAAAAUCGAUGAAUUAUUGAACACAAUUAAGUUUGAAGUGGAAGCAUGGGAGGCUAGUGAAGCAGCUAAGACAAGUACCAGUGGCCCCUACAAUCAAAGAAAUGAAGAUGGCAAUCAAAGUCAUGCCAGAGAUCCAACAGCAACUGCAUUGUUUGCAGCACAAGGUGGCAUGAAGGGCAAAAUACAGUGUGUUUAUUGUGGCAAAUAUCAUUAUUCGGCUUCAUGUGAGAAAGUCACGAGUAUCAAUGAACUAAAGGGAAUUUUAAAACGGAAUAGACGGUGCUUUGUGUGUUUGCAACGAGGUCAUCGGACAAGAGAAUGUAACAAGGUCAAUAAUUGUAGGAAGUAUCAAGGAUCACACCAUCAAUCGAUUUGUGCAACAGAUCACUCAAGGCAUGAAAACAAGGAGAAACCAGCAGACCAGAACGUAGAAGGUGCAACAGCAAAGAGUGAGACAUCUUUGAACAAACCCGAACAAGUUAUAAGUACGACGGCCAACACAGGACACAGUGUCAGGGGUGCAACCCAAGUCUUACUACAGACAGGAACUGUCUAUGCUCUUAACACAGAGAAUUCCAGAAGUGUAAAGGUUAGGGUUCUCUUUGACUCAGGAAGUCAGCAAAGUUAUGUCACCAGUAGUUUAAAAUCGAGAUUAGGUCUGUCUACCAGGAAAAGAGAAACAGUGCAUUUGAACACGUUUGGUGAAGAACAGUUUAAGAAACAAAGUUGUAAAAUGGUUGAGCUAGGCAUUCAAGGAUUACAUUUACGAUGACGAAGAAUCGGUUUCCUAUGCGCUCUCACCAUCACAAUUAAUUAACAGACGACGUAUUUGUUCGAGACCAAACAGCCAACAUUACAAGAUCGUUAGCACAAACGCAUCAUUAACCAAAAGAGCCAAGGCAUCACAAGCAGAUCUUGUGUCAGUUUACAACGCGUUGGCGAAAGGAAUAUACGCGAGAAUGCACAAGUGAACGGGAAACAUAAAAAAACGGAACAGCUUAAGGAAGGUGAUAUCGUUAUAGUUAAGAAUGACAAAACGAACAGGAAUUUCUGGCGACUCGGAAAGAUUGAGGAACUCAUAUCAGGUGAUGAUGGAAUGGUUCGUGCGGCCAAGGUCAGGGUUAGUAACGAGAACGGAAAAUCAGACGUGUUAAGAAGCUCUAUUCAACAUCUAGUGCCUCUGGAAGUUGGUCAAGAUUCCAACGUAGAUGAGAUCAAACUGAACCAAAAUGAGAAAUUGACGGUUGUGGAAGAUUCAAGAGAAAACCGCAGUCGACCUCGACGUGCAGCAGCAAUUGCCAAUGAACUUCUAAGAGGAGAACUCUUGAAGAAUAAGUUGAUUUAA
Messenger RNA from Paramuricea clavata, 4010 nucleotides. Lineage: Eukaryota; Metazoa; Cnidaria; Anthozoa; Malacalcyonacea; Plexauridae. The record is from the annotation of a GenBank genome assembly.